Aspergillus tubingensis is the source of this 1920-nucleotide messenger RNA. RefSeq names its product electron-transferring-flavoprotein dehydrogenase. Gene Ontology annotation, molecular function: electron-transferring-flavoprotein dehydrogenase activity; iron-sulfur cluster binding. Gene Ontology annotation, biological process: electron transport chain. The record is from RefSeq and is a predicted model, not a curated record. The transcript is spliced from 3 exons. NCBI's taxonomy places the organism in Eukaryota, Fungi, Ascomycota, Eurotiomycetes, Eurotiales, Aspergillaceae. The coding region runs from base 1 to 1920 and encodes 639 amino acids. Gene Ontology annotation, cellular component: mitochondrial inner membrane.
AUGGCUUCGAAAGGAGCUGUCUUACCUCUUCUGAGGCGCGAAUUGCGACCCACUUGGUCGCGAUUCUCCAGACCCUCCGCCUCUCUCGCCCCCUUCAGCAACUCCGCCCGAAUCUCGAACAGCUCCCUCGCAGCGUCCGGCAAGCGUGCCAUUCGUCGCACCUCGUUCUUCCCGCCCGUUCAGACUCGAGCCUUUUCGCAAUCACUAUCCCGAAAGCUGACUGAUGAGCAUGGCAACUUUGAUCCGCGACAGUUGGACAGAGAGUCGGAUGAGGUCGAUGUCUGUAUCGUCGGUGGUGGCCCUGCUGGUCUGGCUGCUGCCAUCCGAUUGAAGCAACUCGCCAACGAAGCCGGCAACGAGGAAUUCCGUGUCAUCGUGUUGGAAAAGGCCGGUGAACUCGGUGCACACGUCCUUUCGGGUAACGUCCUGGAGCCUACCGCCAUGAACGAGCUGUUGCCAGAUUGGUUAUCGGAAGACAAUCCGUCUCGCUUCGAGAAUGUGACUCCGGCGAAGGAGGAUAAGAUGCGCUUUUUGACCAAAAACUCGGCCAUUCCGAUCCCUGCGCCGCCACAGAUGAACAACCACGGCAACUACAUUAUCAGUCUGAACGAACUUACGAAGUGGAUGGGAGAAAGGGCCGAGGAAUUGGGUGUUGAAGUAUACCCCGGAUUUGCGGCCAGUGAACUCGUCUACAAGAAGUCGGAUGGAUCGGUUCUCGGUGUGGCCACCAAUGAUUUGGGUGUUGGUCGCGACGGCAAGGCCAAGGACAGCUUCGAGCGGGGAAUGGAGUUCCACGCCCGCGUGACCCUUCUUGCUGAGGGUUGCCAUGGUAGCUUGACGAAGCAGGUGGUCAAGAAGUACGACCUGAGGCGCGAUAGCCAGCCUCAGACCUACGGUAUUGGUGUGAAGGAGAUCUGGGAGAUCCAGCCCGAGAAGUUCAAGCCCGGUGAGAUCACGCACUCCCUGGGAUACCCCCUUCCUAGCGACACGUAUGGUGGUGCGUGGAUGUACCACUUUGGCGACAACAUGGUCAGCAUUGGCUUGGUGGUUGGGUUGGACUACCCGAACCCCUGGCUGUCACCCUACGGCGAGUUCCAGAAGCUCAAGCACCACCCUCUGUACAAGGACGUCCUCGAGGGUGGAAAGUGCAUCUCGUACGGUGCACGGGCUCUCAACGAGGGUGGAUUCCAGUCGAUCCCGAAGUGCGCUUUCCCGGGAGGAGCGCUUAUCGGUGAUAGUGCCGGAUUCUUGAACGUUCCGAAGAUCAAGGGUACCCACUCCGCAAUGAAGUCGGCCAUGCUUGCUGCCGAAUCCGCCUAUGCGGCCCUGCAGGGCAGCUCGGAGGGCUCUGUAUUCCUGUUCGACUAUGAAGAAGCUCUGCGCAAGUCGUCCAUCUGGAAGGAGCUGUACGAGGUGCGUAACAUGCGGCCCUCUUUCAGCACGCCACUGGGUCUCUAUGGUGGUAUCCUGUACUCUGGUCUCGAAGCAUACGUCCUCAAGGGCAAGGCUCCCUGGACUUUGAAGCACCACGGUACGGAUGCUGCUGCGACCAAGAUGGCAUCUGAAUGCAACAAGAUCGAGUACCCCAAGCCAGACGGAGUGAUCAGCUUUGAUAUCCUCACUAGCGUCAGCCGCACCGGUACCAACCACGAGGAAGACCAGCCGGUGCAUUUGCAGGUGGAGGACUGGGACAAGCACACUGAUGUUGCCUGGCCCAAGUACCAGGGUGUCGAGAACCGCUUCUGCCCUGCCGGUGUGUAUGAGUACGUGGAGGACUCUAGCAAGCCUCACGGCGUUCGCUUCCAGAUCAACUCUCAGAACUGCAUUCACUGCAAGACCUGCGAUAUCAAGGUGCCUACCCAGGAUAUCAACUGGCAGACACCUCAAGGUGGAGAGGGCCCGAAGUACUUUAUGACUUAG